AAUCUAUUUUUUAUGGUAAUGUGACCUAAGCUACUGGGGUAUCAUUUUUUGUUUAUGAUUAGAAUUUUUUUUAGUGUCUUUCCUUUUUACAUUGGAAACAUAGUCUUUGUUAACUACAUUAUUAUAAAACAAAUCCAUUCAUGUGUGCAUGUCGUGCAUUUGAUGAAUGUACUAUAACCUUUAAGAUUUUUGUUUGUUUGUUUUUUUUCCUAAUCAAAGAUAUUAUGAGUUUAUUUUUCUUGUCUUUCUUUACAAGGAAUUCUGAUUGAAGCCUAAUGGAUAAGCCGACUGAUCCUCCAAAGCGCCCGAUCACUCCAUUCAUUUUCUUUUGCCAAGAACAAUCAAUGGAGUUAAAAAAAACCCAAAUGAAAGUAGACGUGAAGGAUAUUGGGGACAAAUGGAAUCAACUUCCUGAAGAAGAAAAAAAUAAGUAUAUUCAAAUGGGAAAGCUGCAAUCUGAACAAUAUGCCCAAUUAAAAACUGUGGUCCAACAAAAGCCUUCAAAAGUAAAAAUUCAAACCUGGAUUGAGCUUACAUCAAUUUGUAAGAUUAUUAGAAGUUCAGAACUUUGA
Camellia sinensis is the source of this 572-nucleotide messenger RNA. NCBI's taxonomy places the organism in Eukaryota, Viridiplantae, Streptophyta, Magnoliopsida, Ericales, Theaceae. The record is from RefSeq and is a predicted model, not a curated record.